Molecule: messenger RNA, 5412 nt
Organism: Hemibagrus wyckioides
Lineage: Eukaryota; Metazoa; Chordata; Actinopteri; Siluriformes; Bagridae
Product: guanine nucleotide exchange factor VAV3-like
Exons: 27
Coding region: 301-2793 (830 amino acids)
Biological process (GO): regulation of GTPase activity; cell migration; intracellular signal transduction
Cellular component (GO): plasma membrane; cytoplasm
Molecular function (GO): guanyl-nucleotide exchange factor activity; protein binding
Source: RefSeq, a predicted model, not a curated record
CGCUCACCCGAGAGUCAGGUCAGACUCAUUGUGGAUGGGAUCUCGUAACCUCCGGUCCGCUACGCGUUUAUUUCCUUCCGAGUAAAAAAAUGAAAACGGGGAAGUAGACGCAGUAUCGCUGCUCCUCGCGCGCGCGGACCUGACACGGACACCUUAUUUAUAUAUAUAUAUAUAUACACACACACACACACACACGCGCGCGCGCACAUAUUUCUAUACGUUGUGUGUGUGUGUACGUGUGUUUGUGUUACAUUAUAGCUUUUAUUCUUCUCGGUUCGGUGACUAACUGAUCCAGCCGUGAUGGAGUACUGGCGGCAGUGCGCGCACUGGCUGAUCCGGUGUCGGGUGCUCCCGCAGUCGCACCGGGUCACCUGGGAAACGGCGCGCGCCUUCGACCUGGCGCAGAGUCUCCGGGACGGUGUGCUGCUGUGUCAGCUGCUCAACAACCUGCAUCCUCAAACCAUCAACCUGAAGGAGAUCAACCUCAGGCCGCAGAUGUCCCAGUUCCUGUGCCUGAAGAACAUCAGGACGUUCCUGACCGCGUGCUGCGAGGUGUUCGCUAUGAAGAAGAGCGAGCUUUUCGAGGCUUUCGACCUGUUCGACGUGCGCGACUUCGGCAAGGUGAUCGACACGCUGUCCAAACUGUCCAACACCGCAAUCGCACUACAGACUGGAAUACGGCCGUUUCCUACAGAAGAAAGCGUGGAAGACGAGGACAUCUACAAUCACCUGGAAGAUCUCAUAGAUGAGAAUGGUGUGGAUGAUGAAGAGGACCUGUAUGACUGUGUGUAUGACGAUGAGGGUGGUGAAGUUUAUGAAGACCUGAUGAAGAUGGAAGCUGGAGGAGCUCCACCUAAACAGGCGGAGACGGACAUCAGGAGCUGCUGCUUGGCUGAGAUCAGACAGACGGAGGAGAAGUACGCUGAGACUCUGGAGUCUAUCGAGAAAUUCUUCCUCAGGCCGUUGGAGCAGUUUCUUACAGCGUCUGAGAUCAACAAGGUCUUCAUCAACAUUCCUGACCUAGUGAAAGUACACAAGAGCCUGCUGCAGGAUCUCCAGAACUCCAUCAGUCACCAGAGCGCCAGUAACCUCUACCAGAUCUUCAUCGAUUACAAGGAGAGGUUACUGAUCUACGGGAAGUACUGCAGCCACGUGGAGACGGCCAUCACCUACCUGGACGAGCUCUGUAAAGAAAAAGAGGACGUGAGACAAAAACUGGAGGUCUGUUCCAAAAGGGCGAAUAACGGGAAGUUUACACUCAGAGAUCUCCUCGUCGUGCCAAUGCAGAGGGUUUUGAAGUAUCAUCUGCUUCUCCAGGAAUUAGUGAAACACACUAACGAUGCUGUGGAGAAGAGCAACCUGCGCAGUGCUCUGGACGCCAUGAAGGAUUUGGCGCAGUAUGUGAACGAGGUGAAGAGAGACAACGAGACGCUGAGGGAAAUCGACCAGUAUCAGAAAUCCAUUGAGAACCUUAAUCAGCCUCUGUUAAAUUAUGGGAGGCCUAAAGGGGACGGUGAGGUUCGAGUCUUAACGGUGGACAAACGAGCCAAACAGGACAGGCACAUCUUCCUGUUCGAUGCUGCCGUGAUUGUGUGUAAGAGGCGAGGAGAUGUGUACGAGAUGAAGGAGGUGAUCGACCUCCACAACUUCAAGAUCACCAACAACCCCACCUCAGAUAAAGAGAACCGCAAGUGGUCCUAUGGGUUUUAUCUCACACACAACCAGGGACGGAGUGGCUUUGAGUUCUUCUUCAAGACCAAAGAACUGAAGAAGAAGUGGCUCGAGCAGUUCACCAUGGCCAUCUCCAACAUUCGGCCGGAGAACGGAACCAGCAACCAGCACGAGUUCCGCAUGCACACCUUCGAGAGGAUCACGGCCUGCAGCUCCUGCAAGAUGUUGCUGAGAGGGAUCUUUAAUCAGGGUUAUCAGUGCACUAAAUGUGGAGAAGGAGCUCAUAAGGAAUGUUUGGCCAGAGUGCUACUGUGUGGAAAAGGCAGCGGAUCUGAUAUGGGAUCGUCCCGGACACAGGACCGACCACACAGCCGGAAAGCUGAUCCAGGUUUGCCAAAAAUGUUGGCUAUAAGGAAUUACCGCGGCGAUCCGGUCCCGCAGUAUGGCCCCGCCCUGAACAUCCAGCAGGGUGACAUCAUCGAGCUGAUCCGCGCAGACCUGCACAGCUCCUGGUGGCAGGGCAAAGUCUUGACGACGAGAGAGGUUGGAUUCUUUCCAAGCGACGCUGUGAAGCCUUGUCCGUGUGCAAAACCUAUUGAUUACUCUUCGCAACCCUGGUUUGCAGGUGGCAUAUUGCGAGUGCAGGCGGAGGAGGUGCUUCUGAACAGGCAGAACAGCACGUACCUGGUGAGGCAUCGAGGGCACGACAGUAACGAGUACGCCAUCAGCAUCAAGUUUAACAACGACGUGAAACACAUCAAGAUCUUAACCAAAGACGGUUACUUCCAGAUCGCCGAGAACCGCAGGUUCAGGAGCAUCAUGGAGCUGAUUGAAUACUAUAAACAUCACUCCCUAAAGGAGGGCUUCAGGACACUUGAUACAACACUGAAGUUUGCCUACAGAGAGCCAGAGAAUGGAGGGAGCAUGUUGACUCCGAAGGUGAUCGGUGUGGCGAUCGCUCGCUACGACUUCAGCUCCCGCGACAUGAGGGAGCUGUCGCUGCAGGAAGGGGACAUAGUGAGGAUCUACAGCAAGUCCACAACUAACGGCUGGUGGAGGGGCGAGGUCAACGGCCGGGUGGGCUGGUUUCCCUCGACAUACGUAGAAGAAGGAGAGGAGUGAAAAGCAAACCAACAGAAAGAAGUAUAAAAGACAUUUUUAUGUUUACACGCUGAUCCAGACUGAACCAUGGACUCGUCCUGUUUUAACACGAGUCUGAAAGAAGUGUCUCAGCAGGGACACUCAGCACUUACCCAGAAUCCUCUGCUGUCAGCAAAACAGUCAAGGUGUUUGUGUGUGUGUGUGUGUGUGUGUGUGUGUGUGCACGUGUGUGUAUGUGUUUUACUGUGAACGAUGGGAGGUAGUCAGAACCCCCACAGGUGUGUACGUCACUGUGUGUGUGUGUGUGUGUGUGUCUAUAUCUUUGACAUUGUCACUAAUCAGCUGGAUUUAUUGUGUGGAUGUUUGUGUUUUCUUGUCCUCCGUUGUUGCUGCUUAUCUAGUAAGGACAUGUUUAUCUGAUUUGAGAGACAGAGAGUGAGCUGAUAGACACACACACACACACACACAGAGACUCUCACCUCUAGAUAGUGCAUCCACUGCAUUUUUAAUCCAGUAUCCUGAUAGUAAAUGAUUGACAGCCCACACUCCCUGCUCUUCUUAUCUGACCCACUUUCCAGACACCAGAACCCCCCAGCCAGUCCAUUUCAGCCCAAACCCGAAAUAGAAAUUUAGAAUAAAUUAUUUUUUUGACACCAGAUUUCACAGUCAUGUAACAGAUGAGACUAAGAUCACGAUGGAUCAUAAAAGGCUUUUUGCAGAGAUUUAUUUGUCUCGUCAGUUUGGUAAUCGGGGGGUGUGCGUCUCGCAGCGUGGCUGUAGUGUGGAGUGGAUGCCACUAGAUGGCAGCAGCAUUCAUGGAUUAAUAAACUCUCUCACAUCCCACCAUCACAUCACAGCACAGCACUAUCCAGUACCAAACCUUUACAGGGGGAAACUUCCUCCUUUCAGUUUCUCCCAGUUACCUCCCAGUACGCUAAAUUCCCAUUUCGCUACAGAACAGUCCUCAGGCUUGGACCAGAUAUUACAGAUAAACUCCGCUCUCUGUCCACACGGACCAGUGUGGUGAAAGGAGUGUCUAAUCUAAAGAGACGAUUAAACAUUCCAGAUCAUUCCAGAACAAUGAACACUCCCGGACUUUCCAUAGCACCAAUUUAAGAAUCUUCUAGGCCCAUGGGACAAGCCAGAACGCAUCCAGUUUCAGAACCUCUAUAAACUUUUUGCUUAUUCUGGAACAUCCCAAUUGUAGAACCACUAGGAUAGAGGUUCAUGCAAAAACAUCCAAGAACCUCAGUGAUAGCUAAUGCUAGAGUGUUCCAUAUAAACAGCCCAUUCUAGAGCUUCCUCUAGAUUCAUGCUAGAACAUUCCAGACAACCAACCCAUUGUAGAACCUCUACAACCUAAAGUCAUGCUAGAACGUCCUAGAAAUCCAACCCAUUCUAGAACCUCCCAAAAUACAGAACAGAUUCUGGAACAUUACUGGACACCAAAUCCGUUCUGCCAUAUUUACUUACCAAGAUGUUCUACAACAUUCUAGAAGAUUCCAGAAUCCUUAGCCGACCCAAAACGUCUGCAAUCCAGAAUCCUGAUCCAUCCUAAAAACGACUCCUAGAGCUUAGAUAUUCCUGAACCCUCACCCAUCUCGAUCCAUCCUAAAACAAUCCUGAUCACCAACUUGAUCUUACUGUAUACAUCCCAGCACAUGGACCCAUCCUUCAGCAUUCCAGAACAUUCCAGAAUAUUUCCGGAUAUUUCUCCACCUGAGGUUAAAAAGCUGUGUUGCUUCAUUUGCCAUCACCUGGACAUCUCUGAGCUGAGAGUUUCUAGCUGACAUGGAAAACACAGAGAGGAAAAUGCAUCCAUCCUGAUUGGUUGAUUCUGUUUCUCAUUCACACGCAGCCACUAAAACCAAAGGCCCUGGUUAAAUGCGGCAGGAACCGGAAUCAUACGUCCGUUUUCCAUUUAAGAACCUCACGUGUUAUUGGACGCAUAUAUAAUAAUCUGCACCGAAUGUGUAUUACACCAACCAUCUGUCUUCUCAGCUACACCUCUGAUGAACUCUGAUAAGAGCUCAUAUCUACCCACAAUCCCAUGCUUCUAUAUGUCAAACUGUCAUUACAGACAUGUCAGUGCAUGGUUCUCUCUCUCUCUCUCUUUUCCCUGUGUGACCUUCCCACUGUGCAAUGAUGUUUAGCAAAGGCCAAUAAAAUCCUCCCACGAUUUAAUAACACACUUUAUGCGUGGAAGUGUUGAAUAGAUAAACGUUACGUAGUCAUUCCCAUGUUCAAUGCUGCAUGUUUUCUUUUUUUUUCUCGUGAUUGUAAAUUCGUAACCUUUCAACCAACCUGUUAGAGCUACUAACAGCAUCCGAGAGCUGUACAUGUCUAUAAAGGACCUUGAAUAUUCCUUUGGUACUUUUGUGUCUGUUGUUCACCGAAGCCAAAGACCUGUGUGUGUGUGUGUGUUUGUGUGUGUGUUUGUGUGUGUGUUUGUGUGUGUGUUUGUGUGUGUGUGUGUGUGUGUGUGUGUGUGUGUGUGUGUGUGUGUGUGUGUUUGUGUGUGUGUGUGUGUGUUUGUAUGUAUGUAUGUGAGCCACAGUGGCCUGUGCAAUCCUGAAUUACUGCUGUGUUAUACUGUACAUAUGUAGAUAAUGCACAAUAAAGUUAUAUUGCUUGUUUUUA